UGAAGGUAUGAGGACGUGACUCUGUGUCCUCAGAUGAGACACGGAAAGACGGCAGGACAGACCAGGGACAAUCAACAGCGUCUGGUGUCCACAUGAAGGUGGACAGUGUGUGUGUGUGAGUGGACCUGAGCUCAGAUCAGCAGCAGGUGGCGCUCCACUAUGAAUCAGAUCAAGGACAGGGAAGAGGAAGCUCUGCCCACUAUAACCACACUGUGUGAGGAACAUGAGGGUCAGAGGAGGAUCCAUCAACAGAGACCAGACUCUGCUGGACCUGGACCCAGCUGUGUCUCCAUGUCGAGUGACUGCUCCAUGGGUCAACCUGUGGACGUCAAACAAGAACAGAGGAGGAUCCAUCAACAGGGACCAGACUCUGCCAGACCUGGACCCAGCUGUGUGUCCAUGAAGAGUGACCGGUCUAUGGGUCGUCUUAUUGACUUCGGAGAGACUCAGAGAAUUAAGAAUCAACAUGAAAAACAAGACUUUCCAGGACCUGGACCCAGUUGUGUGUCCAUGAAGAGUGACCAGUCUAUAGGUCGUCUUAUUGACUUCAAGGAUGGACAAAAACAUGGUGAACUGAUAGUUGAUCAGCAGAGGACAGAGGUUCUCAGUGGUCAGUCUGUCCAGUGGCAUCGAGCAGACCUGGACUCCAUAUUUAAGCUGCUGGAGGAGAACAUCAUCUGCUUUGUGAAGAAUGAGCUGAAGAACAUCCAGAAGGUUCUGGGUACAGAUCACACAAAAGUCUCAGAGAGUUGGGAAGAAGAUAGAGACUUGUUCGAUGGUGAGGAUAAGGAGCAGAGGAUCAGCAGAGAGGCCUUUCUGAAGAUCACAGAUAACUUCUUGAGGAGGAUGAAGCAGCAGAAGCUAGCUGACUGUCUACAGAGAAACACCAGAGUUUCAGCUUGUCGACAUGAACUCAAAUCAAACCUAAAGAAGAAGUUUCAGUGUUUGUUUGAGGGUGUGGCUAAAGCAGGAAACCCCACCCUUCUUAAUGAGAUAUUCACAGAGCUUUACAUCACAGAGGGAGGGACUGGAGAGGUCAACGAAGAACAUGAGGUCAGACAGAUUGAAAAAGCUUCCUGGAAACCGGACAGACCAGAAACAACCAUCAGACAAGAAGACAUCUUCAAAGCCUCAGCUGGAAGAGACGGACCAAUCAGAAGAGUGAUGACAAAGGGCGUGGCUGGCAUUGGGAAAACAGUCUUAACACAGAAGUUCACUCUGGACUGGGCUGAAGACAAAACCAACCAGGACAUACAGUUCAUGUUUCCCUUCACCUUCAGAGAGCUGAAUGUGCUGAAAGAGAAGAAGUACAGUUUGGUGGAACUCAUCCAUCACUUCUUCACUGAAACCAAAGAAGCAGGAAUCUGCAGGUUUGAAGACUUUAGGGUGGUCUUCAUCUUUGAUGGUCUGGACGAGUGUCGACUUCCUCUGGACUUCCACAACACUGAGAUCCUGACUGAUGUCACAGCGUCCACCUCAGUGGACAUGCUGCUGACAAACCUCAUCAGAGGGAAACUGCUUCCCUCUGCUCGCCUCUGGAUAACCACACGACCUGCAGCAGCCAAUCAGAUCCCUCCUAACUGUGUUGACAUGGUGACAGAGGUCAGAGGGUUCACAGACCCACAGAAGGAGGACUACUUCAGGAAGAGGUUCAGAGAUGAAGAGCAGGCCAGGAGGAUCAUCUCCCACAUCCAGACAUCACGAAGCCUCCACAUCAUGUGCCACAUCCCAGUCUUCUGCUGGAUCACUGCAACUGUUCUGGAGAACAUGUUGAAACCCAGAGAUGGGGAACUGCCCAAGACCCUGACUGAGAUGUACAUCCACUUCCUGGUGGUUCAGUCCAAAGUGAAGAAGGUCAAAUAUGAUGGAGGAGCUGAGACAGAUCCACACUGGAGUCCAGAGAACAGGAUGAUGGUUGAGUCUCUGGGGAAACUGGCUUUUGAGCAGCUGCAGAAAGGAAACCUGAUCUUCUAUAAAUCCGACCUGACAGAGUGUGGCAUCAAUAUCACAGCUGCUUCAGUUUACUCAGGAGUCUUCACUCAGAUCUUUAAAGAGGAGAGAGGCCUGUACCAGGACAAGGUCUUCUGCUUUGUCCAUCUGAGUGUUCAAGAGUUUCUGGCUGCUCUUCAUGUCCAUCUGACCUUCAUCACCUCUGGAACAAAUCUGUUGUCAGAACCAACAACGAGCCAGAAGUCCAGACUCUUUAGACACAAACAUCAUCUGCACCAGAGUGCUGUGGACAAGGCCUUACUGAGUCCAAAUGGACACCUGGACUUGUUCCUCCGCUUCCUCCUUGGUCUUUCACUGAAGACCAAUCAGAAGCUCUUAAGAGGUCUACUGACACAAACUGGAAGUGGUUCACAGACCAAUCAGAAAACAGUUGAGUACAUCAAGAAGUUGAUCAGUGAGAAUCUGUCAGCAGAGAGAAGCAUCAACCUGUUCCACUGUCUGAAUGAACUGAACCAUCGAUCAAUUGUGAAGGAGAUCCAAGAUUCCCUGAGAUCUGGACAUCUGUCCACAAAGACACUGUCUCAUGCUCAGUGGUCAGCUCUGGUCUUCAUCUUACUGUCAUCAGGAAAAGAUCUGGAAGAUUUUGACCUGAAGAAAUACUCUGCUUCAAAGGAGGCUCUUCUGAAGCUGCUGCCAGUGGUCAAAGCCUCCAACAAAGCUCUGUACGUGGAUCAAUAUAUAAAUAUUAAUAAGACAUAUUCUAAAGACCACAAGAGAAACAUGUUUAACUUUUUGUUCAUCACUGUUUUCUACCUCAGACUGAGUGACUGUAACCUCUCAGAGAGGAGCUGUGAAGCUCUGUCCUCAGUCCUCAGCUCUCUGUCCUCGAGUCUGAGACACCUGGACCUGAGUAACAAUGACCUGCAGGAUUCAGGACUGAAGCUGCUGUGUGAUGGACUGAAGAGUCCUCACUGUUCUCUGGAGACUCUCAGUCUGUCAGGUUGUCUGGUCACAGAGGAAGGAUGUUCUUCUUUGACCUCAGCUCUGAACUCCAACCCCUCCCAUCUGAGAGAACUGGACCUGAGCUACAAUCAUCCAGGAGACUCAGGAAAGAAGCUACUGUCUGCUGGACUGAAGAGUCCACGCUGGAGACUGGACACUAUCAGGAUGGACCAUGCUGGAGAGCAGUGGCUGAAACCUGGUCUCAGGAAGUAUUCAUGUGAACUGGAACCAGAUACAAACACAUUGAACAGAAAACUCCAACUGUCUGACGACAACAGGAAAGUGACCUGUGUGAGAGAAGAUCAGUCGUAUCCUGAUCAUCCAGACAGAUUUGAGGUCUGUCCUCAGCUGCUGUGUAGAACUGGUCUGACUGGUCGCUGUUACUGGGAGGUCAAGUGGAGAGGAGAUGUUUUUAUAUCACUGAGUUACAGAGGAAUCAAGAGGAAAGGCAACAGUUCUGAAUGUUGGUUUGGACUUAAUGAUCAGUCCUGGAGUCUGAGCUGCUCUGAUGAUCAUGGUUACUCUGUCCAUCACUGUAGAGCAGUAACACACAUCAGGUCAUCCUCUGUCUCUCCCCGAGUAUCAGUGUAUGUGGACUGUCCUGCUGGGACUCUGUCCUUCUACAGCGUCUCCUCUGACUCACUGAUCCACCUCCACACCUUCAGGACCACAUUCACUGAACCGGUUUAUCCUGGGUUCUAUAUCUCUCGUGGUUCCUCGCUGUCUCUGUGUUCUCUAAUUAGAAAUCAACACAAAAUACAAGACUUUCUCCUCAAAGUUGACCAGCAGAGGACAAAGGUUCUCCGUGGUCAGUCUGUCCAGCAGCAUCGAGCAGACCUGGACUCCAUAAUUAAGCUGCUGGAGGAGAACAUCAUCUGCUUUGUGAAGAACGAGCUGAAGAAGAUCCAGAAGGUUCUGGAUGCAGAUCACACAGAAGUCUCAGAGAGUCAGAGGGAGGAUGAGGAGGUGUUGGAUGGUGAAAAUGAGGAGCAGAGGAGCAGCAGAGAGGCCUUUCUGAAGAUCACAGAUAACUUCUUGAGGAGGAUGAAGCAGGAGAAGCUAGCUGACUGUCUGCAGAGCAAAACCAGAGCUCCAGCUUGUCGAUGUGAACUCAAAUCAAACCUAAAGAAGAAGUUCCAGUGUUUGUUUGAGGGUGUGGCUAAAGCAGGAAACCCCACCCUUCUUAAUGAGAUAUUCACAGAGCUUUACAUCACAGAGGGAGGGACUGGAGAGGUCAACGAAGAACAUGAGGUCAGACAGAUUGAAAAAGCUUCCUGGAAACCAGACAGACCAGAAACAACCAUCAGACAAGAAGACAUCUUCAAAGCCUCAGCUGGAAGAAACAGACCAAUCAGAAGAGUGAUGACAAAGGGAGUGGCUGGCAUUGGGAAAACAGUCUUAACACAGAAGUUCACUCUGGACUGGGCUGAAGACAAAACCAACCAGGACAUACAGUUCAUGUUUCCCUUCACCUUCAGAGAGCUGAAUGUGCUGAAAGAGAAGAAGUACAGUUUGGUGGAACUCAUCCAUCACUUCUUCACUGAAACCAAAGAAGCAGGAAUCUGCAGGUUUGAAGACUUUAGGGUGGUCUUCAUCUUUGAUGGUCUGGACGAGUGUCGACUUCCUCUUGACUUCCACAACACUGAGAACCUGACUGAUGUCACAGCGUCCACCUCAGUGGACGUGCUGCUGACAAACCUCAUCAAAGGGAAUCUGCUUCCCUCUGCUCGCCUCUGGAUAACCACACGACCUGCAGCAGCCAAUCAGAUCCCUCCUGACUGUGUUGACAUGGUGACAGAGGUCAGAGGGUUCACGGACCCACAGAAGGAGGACUACUUCAGGAAGAGGUUCAGAGAUGAAGAGCAGGCCAGGAGGAUCAUCUCCCACAUCCAGACAUCACGAAGCCUCCGCAUCAUGUGCCACAUCCCAGUCUUCUGCUGGAUCACAGCAACUGUUCUGGAGAACAUGUUGAAACCCAGAGAUGGAGAACUGCCCAAGACCCUGACUGAGAUGUACAUCCACUUCCUGGUGGUUCAGUCCAAAGUGAAGAAGGUCAAAUAUGACGGAGGAGCUGAGACAGAUCCACACUGGAGUCCAGAGAACAGGAUGAUGGUUGAGUCUCUGGGGAAACUGGCUUUUGAGCAGCUGCAGAAAGGAAACCUGAUCUUCUAUGAAUCAGACCUGACAGAGUGUGGCAUCGAUAUCACAGCUGCUUCAGUUUACUCAGGAGUCUUCACUCAGAUCUUUAAAGAGGAGAGAGGCCUGUACCAGGACAAGGUCUUCUGCUUUGUUCAUCUGAGUGUUCAGGAGUUUCUGGCUGCUCUUCAUGUCCAUCUGACCUUCAACACCUCUGGAACUAAUCUGUUGUCAGAAGACCCAACAAUGGGCCAGACGUCCAGACUGUUUAGACACAAACAUCAUCUGCACCAGAGUGCUGUGGACAAGGCCUUACUGAGUCCAAAUGGACACUUGGACUUGUUCCUCCGCUUCCUCCUUGGUCUUUCACUGAAGACCAACCAGAAGCUCUUAAGAGGUCUACUGACACAAACAGGAAGUGGUUCACAGACCAAUCAGAAAACAGUUGAGUACAUCAAGAAGAUGAUCAGUGAGAAUCUGUCAGCAGAGAGAAGCAUCAACCUGUUCCACUGUCUGAAUGAACUGAACCAUUGUUCUCUUGUGGAGGAGAUCCACGAGUCCCUCACAUCAGGACACCUGUCCACAAAGACACUGUCUCCUGCUCAGUGGUCAGCUCUGGUCUUUAUCUUAUUGUCAUCAGGAAAAGAUCUGGGCAAGUUUGACCUGAAGAAAUACUCUGCUUCAGAGGAGGCUCUUCUGAAGCUGGUGCCAGUGGUCAAAGCCUCCAACAAAGCUCUGUACGUGGAUCAAUAUAUAAAUAUUAAUAAGACAUAUUCUAAAGACCACAAGAGAAACAUGUUUAACCUUUUGUUCAUCACUGUUUUCUACCUCAGACUGAGUGACUGUAACCUCUCAGAGAGGAGCUGUGAAGCUCUGUCCUCAGUCCUCAGCUCUCAGUCAUCUACUCUGAGACACCUGGAUCUGAGUAACAAUGACCUGCAGGAUUCAGGAGUGAAGCUGCUGUGUGAUGGACUGAAGAGUCCUCACUGUGUCUUGUUGUCUUCAUCAGAUUCAUGUGAACUGGAACCAGAUACAAACACAAUGAACAGAAAACUCCAACUGUCUGACAACAACAGGAAAGUGACCUGUGUGACAGAAGAUCAGUCGUAUCCUGAUCAUCCAGACAGAUUUGAGUUCCAUCCUCAGCUUCUGUGUAGAACUGGUCUGACUGGUCGCUGUUACUGGGAGGUCGAGUGGAGAGGAGAUGUUUUUAUAUCACUGAGUUACAGAGGAAUCAAGAGGAAAGUAAAUGGUUUUGACUGUUUGUUUGGAAAUAAUGAUCAGUCCUGGAGUCUGAUCUGCUCUGAUGAUCACGGUUACUCUGUCCAUCACUGUAGAACAGUAACACCCAUCAGGUCAUCCUCUGUCUCUCACAGAGUAUCAGUGUAUGUGGACUGUCCUGCUGGGACUCUGUCCUUCUACAGCGUCUCCUCUGACUCACUGAUCCACCUCCACACCUUCAGGACCACAUUCACUGAACUGGUUUAUCCUGGGUUCUAUAUCUGUCAUGGUUCCUCAGUGUCUCUGUAUCAGACACAGAAAGACAUCAGGACAGAUGAGGGACAAUCAACAGCGUCUGGUGUCCACAUGAAGGUGGACAGUGCGUGUGUGUGGCGCUCCACUAUGAAUCAGAUCAAGGACAGUGAAGAGGAAGCUCCGCCCUCUAAAACCACUCUGUGUGAGGAACAUGAGGGUCAGAGGAGGAUCCAUCAACAGAGACCAGACUCUGCUGGACCUGGACCCAGCUGUGUCUCCAUGUCGAGUGACUGCUCCAUGGGUCAACCUGUGGACGUCAAACAAGAACAGAGGAGGAUCCAUCAACAGGGACCAGACUCUGGACCCAGCUGUGUGUCCAUGAAGAGUGACCAGUCUAUACAUCGUCUUAUUGACUUCCGAGAGACUCAGAGAAUUAGGAAUCAACACAAAACACAAGACUUUCUCCUCAAAGUUGACCAGCAGAGGACAGAGGUUCUCCGUGGUCAGUCUGUCCAGCAGCAUCGAGCAGACCUGGACUCCAUAAUUAAGCUGCUGGAGGAGAACAUCAUCUGCUUUGUGAAGAACGAGCUGAAGAAGAUCCAGAAGGUUCUGGAUAUAGAUCACACAGAAGUCUCAGAGAGUCAGAGGGAGGAUGAGGAGGUGUUGGAUGGUGAAAAUGAGGAGCAGAGGAGCAGCAGAGAGGCCUUUCUGAAGAUCACAGAUAACUUAUUGAGGAGGAUGAAGCAGGAGAAGCUAGCUGACUGUCUGCAGAGCAAAACCAGAGCUCCAGCUUGUCGACGUGAACUCAAAUCAAACCUAAAGAAGAAGUUCCAGUGUUUGUUUGAGGGUGUGGCUAAAGCAGGAAACCCCACCCUUCUUAAUGAGAUAUUCACAGAGCUUUACAUCACAGAGGGAGGGACUGGAGAGGUCAAUGAAGAACAUGAGGUCAGACAGAUUGAAAAAGCUUCCUGGAAACCAGACAGACCAGAAACAACCAUCAGACAAGAAGACAUCUUCAAAGCCUCAGCUGGAAGAGACGGACCAAUCAGAAGAGUGAUGACAAAGGGAGUUUCUGGCAUUGGGAAAACAGUCUUAACACAGAAGUUCACUCUGGACUGGGCUGAAGACAAAACCAACCAGGACAUACAGUUCAUGUUUCCCUUCACCUUCAGAGAGCUGAAUGUACUGAAAGAGAAGAAGUACAGUUUGGUGGAACUCAUCCAUCACUUCUUCACUGAAACCAAAGAAGCAGGAAUCUGCAGGUUUGAAGACUUUAGGGUGGUCUUCAUCUUUGAUGGUCUGGACGAGUGUCGACUUCCUCUGGACUUCCACAACACUGAGAUCUUGAGUGAUGUCACAGCGUCCACCUCAGUGAACGUGCUGCUGACAAACCUCAUCAGAGGGAAAAUGCUUCCCUCUGCUCGCCUCUGGAUAACCACACGACCUGCAGCAGCCAAUCAGAUCCCUCCUGACUGUGUUGACAUGGUGACAGAGGUCAGAGGGUUCACGGACCCACAGAAGGAGGACUACUUCAGGAAGAGGUUCAGAGAUGAAGAGCAGGCCAGGAGGAUCAUCUCCCACAUCCAGACAUCACGAAGCCUCCACAUCAUGUGCCACAUCCCAGUCUUCUGCUGGAUCACUGCAACUGUUCUGGAGAACAUGUUGAAACCCAGAGAUGGAGAAGAACUGCCCAAGACCCUGACUGAGAUGUACAUCCACUUCCUGGUGGUUCAGUCCAAAGUGAAGAAGGUCAAAUAUGAUGGAGGAGCUGAGACAGAUCCACACUGGAGUCCAGAAAACAGGAUGAUGGUUGAGUCUCUGGGGAAACUGGCUUUUGAGCAGCUGCAGAAAGGAAACCUGAUCUUCUAUGAAUCAGACCUGACAGAGUGUGGCAUCGAUAUCACAGCUGCUUCAGUUUACUCAGGAGUCUUCACUCAGAUCUUUAAAGAAGAGAGAGGCCUGUACCAGGACAAUGUCUUCUGCUUUGUCCAUCUGAGUGUUCAGGAGUUUCUGGCUGCUCUUCAUGUCCAUCUGACCUUCAUCACCUCUGGAACAAAUCUGUUGUCAGAAGACCCAACAACGAGCCAGAAGUCCAGACUAUUUAGACACAAACAUCAUCUGCACCAGAGGGCUGUGGACAAGGCCUUACUGAGUCCAAAUGGACACCUGGACUUGUUCCUCCGCUUCCUCUUAGGUCUUUCACUGAAGACCAAUCAGAAGCUCUUAAGAGGUCUACUGACACAAACAGGAAGUGAUUCACGGACCAAUCAGAAAACAGUUGAGUACAUCAAGAAGUUGAUCAGUGAGAAUCUGUCAGCGGAGAGAAGCAUCAACCUGUUCCACUGUCUGAAUGAAUUGAACCAUCGUUUUCUUGUGGAGGAGAUCCAAGAGUCUCUCACAUCAGGACACCUGUCCACAAAGACACUGUCUCCUGCUCAGUGGUCAGCUCUGGUCUUCAUCUUAUUGUCAUCAGGAAAAGAUCUGGAAGAUUUUGACCUAAAGAAAUACUCUGCUUCAGAGGAGGCUCUUCUGAAGCUGCUGCCAGUGGUCAAAGCCUCCAACAGAGCUCUACUGAGUGACUGUAACCUCUCAGAGAGAAGCUGUGAAGCUCUGUCCUCAGUCCUCAACUCUCUGUCCUCUAGUCUGAGACACCUGGACCUGAGUAACAAUGACCUGCAGGAUUCAGGAGUGAAGCUGCUGUGUGAUGGACUGAAGAGUCCUCAUUGUUCUCUGGAGACUCUCAGUCUUUCAGGCUGUCUGGUCACAGAGGAAGGAUGUUCUUCUCUGACCUCAGCUCUGAACUCCAAAUCCUCCCUCCUGAAAAACCUGGACCUGAGUAACAAUGACCUGCAGGAUUCAGGAGUGAAGCUGCUGUGUGAUGGACUGAAGAGUCCUCACUGUUCUCUGGAGACUCUCAGUCUUUCAGGCUGUCUGGUCACAGAGGAAGGAUGUUCCGUUCUGACCUCAGCUCUGACCUCAGCUCUGAACUCCAAAUCCUCCCUCCUGAAAAACCUGGACCUGAGUAACAAUGACCUGCAGGAUUCAGGAGUGAAGCUGCUGUGUGAUGGACUGAAGUGUCCUCACUGUUCCCUGGAGACUCUCAGACUGAGUGACUGUAACCUCUCAGAGAGAAGCUGUGAAGCUCUGUCCUCAGUCCUCAGCUCUCUGUCCUCUACUCUGAGACACCUGGACCUGGGUAACAAUGACCUGCAGGAUUCAGGAGUGAAGCUGCUGUGUGAUGGUCUGAAGAGUCCUCACUGUUCUCUGAAGACUCUCAGUCUGUCAGGUUGUCUGGUCACAGAGGAAGGAUGUUCUUCUCUGACCUCAGCUCUGAACUCCAACCCCUCCCAUCUGAGAGAACUGGACCUAAGAAACAAUGCCCUGCAGGAUUCAGGAGUGAAGCUGCUGUGUGAUGGACUGAAGAGUCCUCACUGUUCUCUGGAGACUCUCAGACUGAGUGACUGUAACCUCUCAGAGAGAAGCUGUGAGUCUCUGUCCUCAGUCCUCAGCUCUAUGUCCCCUUCUCUGAGACACCUGGACCUGAGUAACAAUGACCUGUGGGAUUCAGGAGUGAAGCUGCUGUGUGAUGGACUGAAGAGUCCUCACUGUUCUCUGGAGACUCUCAGUCUGUCAGGUUGUCUGGUCACAGAGGAAGGAUGUUCUUCUCUGACCUCAGCUCUGAACUCCAACCCCUCCCAUCUGAGAGAACUGGACCUGAGCUACAAUCAUCCAGGAGACUCAGGAAAGAAUCUGCAGUCUGCUGGACUGAAGAGUCCACGCUGGAGACUGGACACUCUCAGGAUGGACCAUGCUGGAGAGCAGUGGUUAAAACCUGGUCUCAGGAAGUAUUCAUGUGAACUGGAACCAGAUACAAACACAAUGAACACAAAACUCCAACUGUCUGACGACAACAGGAAAGUGACCUGUGUGACAGAAGAUCAGUCGUAUCCUGAUCAUCCAGACAGAUUUGAGUUCCAUCCUCAGCUGCUGUGUAGAACUGGUCUGACUGGUCGCUGUUACUGGGAGGUCGAGUGGAGAGGAGAUGUUUUUAUAUCACUGAGUUACAGAGGAAUCAAGAGGAAAGUAAACAGUUCUGACUGUUGGUUUGGUCAUAAUGAUCAGUCCUGGAGUCUGAGCUGCUCUGAUGUUCAUGGUUACUCUGUCCAUCACUGUAGAGCAGUAACACCCAUCAGGUCAUCAUCCUCUGUCUCUCACAGAGUAUCAGUGUAUGUGGACUGUCCUGCUGGGACUCUGUCCUUCUACAGCGUCUCCUCUCACUCACUGAUCCACCUCCACACCUUCAGGACCACAUUCACUGAACCGGUUUAUCCUGGUUUCUGUGUCUCUCAUGGUUCCUCAGUGUCAGUGUUCUCUGUAGGACAUGAAGAGACAGCAGCUUCAGUGGUGUGGUGGACGAGGUCUCACUGUUUAUAAUCUGAUGUUAAAGCUGGGCUCAGUAAUUCAUUGUUGAAACACUUUUGAAUUAUCGUCACGUCCUGAUGACCAUCAAUGAAGAAAGACACAAACAAACAUGUAUCUGUGAAAUAAACAUGACGUUCACAUCAUAAAGAAUGAUUGUCUGUCAUUAACUGACCCGCCUACCUGUGCUGCUCAUUAUCAUGAGGUACUGACUGUGCUGUGAGCGCCCCCUGCUGCUGAGA
This is a messenger RNA of Solea solea (common sole), 11225 nucleotides long. RefSeq lists its product as uncharacterized. The record is from RefSeq and is a predicted model, not a curated record. Lineage: Eukaryota; Metazoa; Chordata; Actinopteri; Pleuronectiformes; Soleidae. The transcript has 30 exons. Gene Ontology annotation, molecular function: protein binding. The coding region runs from base 160 to 10998 and encodes 3612 amino acids.